AUGAGGGUCGGCGAAACCCUUUGCAGUUGUGCCAAUCGAUAUUGGGAGCUUUACAAUGAAAUUGGCGGGGGCAAUGAGAAAAUUGCGGUAAGCACUUUUAGGAUGGGGCUACCCAAGGAUUCUAAACUACGGGAGUCGUUGAUGAAGAGGCCUUCUGAGGAUAUGAGGCAACUUAUGAGGCAUAUUGAAGAGUAUAAACGCCUCGAGGAUGAUCGGCUUCAGAGUAAGGGCAAGACCCCGUUAUUAAAUCAUCCUUGGCAGGGCAUUUUUCCGCCAAGACCACGGAAGGAUUUAAGAAUGCAGGAACCGGAGGUACGAAUGGAGGAGGUGAAUGUGGCAUUUAGGGAGCCGGUGCACAAGAUCAUAGACUGGAUAAAGAACGAAUCGUUCUUCAGAUGGCUGAAUAAGAUAGGGGGAGACCUAUCUCGGAGGAACCAGAACUUGUAUUGUACCUAUCACAGAGAAAAAGGGCAUACCAUCGAGUAG
This is a messenger RNA of Quercus lobata, 486 nucleotides long. RefSeq lists its product as uncharacterized. The transcript has a single exon. Lineage: Eukaryota; Viridiplantae; Streptophyta; Magnoliopsida; Fagales; Fagaceae. The record is from RefSeq and is a predicted model, not a curated record. The coding region runs from base 1 to 486 and encodes 161 amino acids.